AUGAAUCUCUGGAAGAGAGAAGAGUGCAAGAACACAGAUCCUUCGCUGGACCUCUGCGAAAAGUAUACCAGCACAUUCCAGACCGCCGGCAUCCCAUGCAUCAUCGGCCUAUGCCUUUUCUUCCUCCUAACCAUCAUCCUAUUCGUGAUUGUCAGAAAGCGACGGAGACAACAGCACGCUGCUGAAGAAGCGAAACACAGAGAGAUCGACGACGGGGUGGAGUUGACCAGGCAGUAUCACAUGAAGAAUGAGCAGCAAGGACUAGGCAUCAUGGACACAUUUCAAGAACCGCCACCAAAGUAUCAGGCAGCGGUCUAG
Messenger RNA from Capronia coronata CBS 617.96, 318 nucleotides. RefSeq lists its product as uncharacterized. Lineage: Eukaryota; Fungi; Ascomycota; Eurotiomycetes; Chaetothyriales; Herpotrichiellaceae. The transcript has 2 exons. The record is from RefSeq and is a predicted model, not a curated record. The coding region runs from base 1 to 318 and encodes 105 amino acids.